Molecule: messenger RNA, 2286 nt
Organism: Seminavis robusta
Lineage: Eukaryota; Bacillariophyta; Bacillariophyceae; Naviculales; Naviculaceae
Source: the annotation of a GenBank genome assembly
AUGUUGUUCGUCCCCUCUGAAGACUUGACCUGUCACAACUUUGGCUCUCGCUCGGACCUGUCGGAUCGCCAGCAAUUUGCCUGGGCCUAUCAAACUGAAACCAAAGUCCGUUUUGAGAAGUUGGAAGGCCGAAGCGCCAGUAACAGACCUCCAAGUAAUGCUGCUGCUCCCUUAUCCUCUGACUAUUUGAUCGAGGUGUACCCCUCCCAAGCAGCUGCAAGCGCGAGUGCGGAAAGUGAGCUGGAAGGAGAUGUGCAAAAACUCCAACGCAAGGCCUUGGAGUGCAUGAAAGAGAUCAAACAACAAGAUGGCUCCUUGACCCCUAUUCAAAUUGAUCCUGAAGUGUCUACUGUCCCUCCUCUGAAGGAAACGUCGUUCAAUGGUGCACUGUCAGUUCCUCCCAAUUUUCUCUUUUUUGAGGUUUGCUUGGAAUGCUAUGUGGGCUAUGGACUUGACAAAUUGUUUUCUGGCGGCAACGACUCAGACGACGAGGACUCCGACGACGAGGACUCCGACGACGAGGACAACGACGACGACGACGACCAAUCCCAACUUCCCAAAGCAGCCAUAAUGGGUGGUGCUGUGGUGACAGCCCUGUCUUGCUGGCGAGACGAAUAUAUUGUUUCGCUCUUUCGAGAAGUCAAUCUAGAAGAGUUGCUGGACCAAUUUGCUGCAAAAACUGCUAAGUAUUCAGACAAGUAUCCAGAACGAAAGAAGAAACUGACAAAGGUACUGCUGGCAGAUAUACAAGAAGAGUACAAGACCCGAAAAGCUUUGCUCAAAACAAUCCUACAUGAGUAUUUUUUAAGCACCGGCGAUGAAGAUGGGCAGGUGUCUCCCUUUCAUGCUGGAGAUGUGGAUGUAUUCCUGCAGGCCACGCCCUUGACUCGAGCACUCUACAGAACCUUGAUGGGGAGCUGUGGCCAACAAACUGAUCUCUUCAACACAAUCGAGAGCUUUGUUGGGGGUAUUGGCUGGUCUCACAACGAAUUGCAGGCGUUUGCAGGCAGAUUUUACGGAUCAUUAUGGAGCAAGUAUGAAGAAGACCAAGGAGGAUUUGUGUAUGCAUUGGCAAAGAAUGGGCUGUCAAGCAUGUAUGCUCCAUGGGGAAAACUACCGUAUCGCGGUGAGCCACCAUCAAACCUUCCAUGGCCGCGCAAUACGCAGCUCAUCAUGCUGGAUCCACGGGCAGACAUGUUGGGAGCGCUUAUGGACUUUGAUGUCUCUACGGCAGCAUGUGCCUUUGAUGGCAUUUCUGUUCGGAUCACACCUAGAGCAGCACUCAGUUUGGUCCGAAAGGUUGCGGUCGUGACUCCCUUUUGCUUUGAAGAGAAACGGAAUCGAAGGCGCAUCACAAAGUAUUGCCGCCGUGGUUUCUUCCCGGCUAUCCUGGAUCCACACUGCCUGCACCCUCAGCAUUGUCAGAGAACUUUCAACCCCCACAUCUUUGGGCCACCGGCUGACUUGGUUGAACAGCCAAAUGCCAAUAAAAAAGUGUGGCAAUGGACUUCCCCUUCUGCAGAAAUCAUUCAAGAGACUCAAACGAAUUUCGAACGAUAUUACGAGCAUGACAAACAUAAUGCCUUCGCCGAUUUCGUGUGCUGCUGUACAGCUUAUGAUGACAGAUUACAUAUGAUUGAUCUAAUCGAAGAAAGUGACGGCCAUGCCUUGAGGUUCUUCGCUGAUCUCAACCAAUGGGAUGAUGAGAUGCACAACAAAGUCAACAGUGUUCCAAGGCACUUGCGUCAAGCAUGCGAGGCGUGUCGCAAGAGGUAUGCUUUGUACUUGCUCUUGAACGACAAGUCUCGAGAAAAUGAACCAGCAUGGAACAACACCGAUUUGCGCGAAGACAAGGCAGUGCAAUGCAUGGGUAUUGGCAAUAACUACUUCCGGCCAUCCUUUUAUGCUGGUGGUGCCUUUGAUAGCACACGUGUGAGAGGUCGAGCGCGUCAUUUCUGCGAGGCCCAAGCAGUGUUGCAGGGGCAGAGCAUAGCCGAACAACUUCGGUACAUCGUGGAGCAUGGCACGGUGAAGGGCUACCACCAACGUUUUACUUUCGAUCCUCUUCCGUAUUUCAGAAUUCAACUGAACUCAAGGACUGGGCUUCAAAAUGUGUUUGGUCAAGCCAUGCAGAAGACAUUGGCUCACCCUGCACGACCACCAAUUGGGCUGAACCCCGAGCGGUUCCUUGCCCGUUGUCUAGGCUGUUCCAAAUGGUUGCAUGGAUAUGAAUUCGGAACGGAAAUGUGCACUGACUGCUUUGAUUCCAAGCCUGCGGCUGUUUGA